Molecule: messenger RNA, 1527 nt
Organism: Thyridium curvatum
Lineage: Eukaryota; Fungi; Ascomycota; Sordariomycetes; Thyridiales; Thyridiaceae
Exons: 1
Coding region: 1-1527 (508 amino acids)
Molecular function (GO): aldehyde dehydrogenase (NAD+) activity
Source: RefSeq, a predicted model, not a curated record
AUGCCUCCUCCCUCUCCUCCUCCCUCAGAACAGCCCCGCCACACAAUCAUCGCCGGCACCCCACAGCCCUCCCUCUCCUCCCCAACCUCGACCUUCCCCUCCAUCGACCCCUCCACCGGCAGCCGCAUAACCACAAUCCACACGUCCUCCCCCGCCGCCGUCGACGCCGCCGUCGCCGCCGCCAAGUCGGCCUUCCCGUCCUGGUCCGCGACCCCGCCCCCGGAGCGCGCCGCCGUGCUCCACCGCGCGGCGGCCCUCCUGCGCGAGCGCAACGACGCGCUCGCCGCCGUCGAGACCCGCGACACGGGCAAGCCCUUCUCCGAGACCGCCGCCGUCGACGUCGCCACGGGCGCCGACGUCCUCGCCUACUACGCCUCGCUCGUCGCCUCGGGCGGCCUCAACGGCGAGGCCUUCCGCCUGCGGCCGACCUGCCUCGUCACCACGCACAAGGAGGCCCUCGGCGUGUGCGCCGCCAUCGGCGCCUGGAACUACCCGCUGCAGAUCGCGCUGUGGAAGGCGGCGCCCUGCCUCGCGGCGGGCAACACGCUCGUCUACAAGCCGAGCGAGCACACGAGCCUGCACGCCGCGUACCUGGCCGCGCUGCUGCGCGAGGCGGGCCUGCCCGACGGCGCGUUCAACGUCGUCUACGGCGGCGGCGACGUGGGCGGGCGGCUGGCGACGCACGCCGACGUCGCCAAGGUCAGCUUCACGGGCCAGGUGAGCACGGGCCGGCGGGUCGCGGGCGCGGCGGCGGGCGAGCUCAAGGGCGUGACCAUGGAGCUCGGCGGCAAGAGCGCGCUGGUCGUGCUGCCCUGCGCCGACCCCGCGAGCGCCGCCGACGGCGCCAUGAUGGCCAACUUUUACAGCUCCGGGCAGGUGUGCACCAACGGCACGCGCGUCUUCGUCCCGCGGGCCAUGAGGGCCGCCUUUGAGCGCGAGCUGCUGGCCCGCAUGCGCCACGUCCGCGCCGGCGACCUGUUCGACCCGGCGACCAACUUCGGCCCGCUGAGCAGCAGGGCGCACUGGGACAAGGUGGCGGGCUACGUGCGGCACGGCGUGCAGGUCGACCGGGCGCGCGUGCUGUACGGCGGCGAGGCGGCGGCGCCCCCGGAGGGCGUGCCCGCGGGCCUCAGGGGCGGGUUCUGGAUGCAGCCGACCGUGUUCACCGACUGCGCCGACGACAUGAGGGUCGUGCGCGAGGAGAUCUUCGGCCCCGUCAUGACGGUGCUGUUCUACGACACGGUCGACGAGGCGGUGCGGCGGGCCAACGACACGCAGCUCGGGCUCGCGGCCGGCGUGUUCGGGCGCGACAUCGACGCCUGCCACACCGUCGUCGGCCGGCUCGAGGCCGGCAUCACCUGGAUCAACACGUGGGGCGAGUCGCCGGCCGAGAUGGCCGUCGGCGGGUGGAAGCAGAGCGGGCUGGGCGUCGAGAACGGGCGUCGGGGGCUCGAGGCGUGGGUCAGGAACAAGAGCACGCUGGUCGAGAUGGGCGGGAGCGUGCCGACUGUGUUUGCCAAGCUGUGA